CAAUAUAAUAAAUAAUACUGAAAGAAGUCUUGUUCGGCAAGACGCCGGAGAAAAGCAAAAUCGGAAUCGAACAGAUCUUAAAGCAAAGAAGAAGAUGGAGUGCGUAUUCGGUCUAGUCGGGAAGGGAUUCGCCAUCGUGGCGGCAGAUACAUCGGCGGUGCACAGUAUCCUUCUCCACAAAAACAACGAGGACAAGAUCAUGCUCCUUGACUCCCACAAGCUCGUCGCUGCCAGCGGCGAGCCUGGUGAUCGGGUUCAGUUCACGGAGUACGUUCAGAAGAACGUGUCGCUGUACAAGUUCCGCAACGGCAUCCCUUUGACUACCGCCGCCGCUGCCAACUUCACUCGCGGUGAGCUCGCCACCGCCUUGAGGAAGAACCCGUAUUCUGUGAAUAUCCUGAUGGCUGGCUACGAUGAAGAGAGCGGUGCCUCCCUUUACUACAUCGACUACAUUGCAACCCUUCACAAAGUUGACAAGGGAGCUUUUGGUUACGGCUCUUACUUCUCCCUCUCCACCAUGGACAGGCAUUACCGCGAGGAUAUGUCUGUGGAAGAAGCCAUUGAACUGGUGGACAAGUGCAUACUUGAGAUCCGGUCAAGACUGGUCGUUGCGCCACCAAACUUUGUGAUCAAGAUUGUUGACAAAGAUGGAGCUCGUGAUUACGCCUGGCGUCAGUCCGUACAGGACGUCACAACUGCGGCUGUCUGAGUUGUUGUGUUUGGUUCCAGAAUUUAUGUUUCCUCAGCUGUGACAUUUGCUUUUGUUGGGAGAUUUGUGUGUUUUGACAUUUUAUUUAGUUUGAGAAUCAACAUUAAUCAUCAAGCAAACGAGAACAAAUAUAAACUUAUAAUUCU
Messenger RNA from Brassica rapa (field mustard), 855 nucleotides. Its product is annotated as proteasome subunit beta type-2-A. Gene Ontology annotation, biological process: proteasomal protein catabolic process. Gene Ontology annotation, cellular component: proteasome core complex. Lineage: Eukaryota; Viridiplantae; Streptophyta; Magnoliopsida; Brassicales; Brassicaceae. The record is from RefSeq and is a predicted model, not a curated record.